CACUGCCCUCCGGCUUCUUCCUGCAGCCACAGGCACAGGCAGGCGGUAGCUCAUCUCUUCUCUGGAGCUGUGGAGCGGGAUCGGGACCAACCCUCCUGUUCUCCUCACCUCUGAGCUGAGCUGUGUAGUCGAAUGAGAGCUACUGAGACUCACCUCACCUAGAAAACUGGGGAGAUCUGCAGUGCGGAGUUAAAUCCUGGAGCUGGAAAGCCACUGGAGAGCCAGGCCACCAACUCCACCGUGAAGAAUGCAGUCCCCAGGGCGGUCCGCGCUGUGCCUGGUGCUCCUGGUCGUGUGUUUCUCUGGGGUGCUGAGCUCGGUCCUGGAUCCCAUGGAUUCCAUAGAGCUCAUGGAGUUCAUGGCUCAUCCUUUGAUGUCCUUCCAGGUGCUACAUGAAGAGGACCAUAAAGAGGACUAUAAAGAGGACCUCGAGAGUGAGGAGCUGCUGAGCCCUAGGUGUCCAGAUGCCCUGAGCAUUCCUGUGGUGGACGAGUACACUGUGGAUGUCGAGCUCAGCUUUGAGAAUGUGUCCUUCCUGGAGUCUCUCAGAGCUCAGCUGCACGACCUCAGUUUUCCAAUUCAAGUAACUGACACUGACCCAGUGACUGCCAUUCUGAGCAUAGAGGUGACAACAGUCUGCACAGCCACCGGAAAUGAAGUGUGGUGCUCCUGUGAGUCAGGCUAUGAGUGGCCUCAGGCAGGAUGCCUCCAUAAUGCCAUCUGUCGGGAGCAUGAUGGUGUCUCCUCAGGGAAUCCCUGCGGCUGCCUGAAAGAACUCCCUCCUCAGGGACCUUUCUGCCAGCCCCCAACAGUUCUUACCUUGAGAAUGAAAGUCAGACUGAAUGUGGGUUUUCAAGAAGAACUGUUAAACACAUCCUCUGCCCUCUACCGAUCCUACAAGACCGACCUGGAAAGAGCGUUCCAGGAGGGGUACAGGAUUUUACCAGGCUUCAGAUCAGUGGCUGUGACAGAGUUCACCAACGGCAGUGUGGUUGUGAGCUUUGAAGUCAAGACUACAACGCUCCCCCCUGGACAAAUCCAGAAGGCCAACGAGCUGGUGCUGCAGAGCCUCAACCAGACCUACAAAGCAGAUGAGAACUCCUUCCAGGGGGUGAACAAUGAAACCAAGUUAUCCGUCAUGCCAGCAAUCAUCUUUGAAGGGGACACGGUGACACUGGAGUGUGAAAACGAAGUGCUGUCCUCCAACGUGUCCUGGCUCUAUGGGGAAGGGCUCUCCAGCCUGUCCAGGCUCCGGAAUGGCAGCAGACACUCCAUCUACACCACCGUGCAGCUGACCUCCAUGUCGCGGCUCACCAUCACCAACUUCACCCAGGAAGAUGAGGGUCUCUACGCUUGCAAACUGGUAAUGGAUAUCUUUGAAUUUGGGACCGAAAAAUACAUCAAUGUGACGCCUAUCCAGAUCCUGGCAAAUGAAACAACAGCCGUGAAGUGCGACAACUAUCCUGUGUCGCUGAACUGCUGCAGUGAGAACGAAGCGAACUGGACAGCCAUCGAGUGGAAGCAGGAAGGCAACAUGAGCAUUCCAGGACACGAGGACCAGGACCUGAACUCCGGCUGCGGCAGGUAUAUCCUGCAGGCCAACACGACCCAGUGCCCGGACACAAUCAUCUACAUGUGCGAGUUCCUCAGCGGCUACGGAGCCAGGGUCGGCAAGGCCAUCGAGGUGACAUUCACCCCUGUGGGAGAUAAUUCCACCCACAAAGGGGAAGAGCAUGAGCCCUUGAGGCACACGACGGAAGGGAGUACAAUUCACAGUGCCACCACCAGCAGCCUAGCAACCCAGAGAGCCCGGGAGCAGCCAGCCGAAUUAAUAAUAACCCCGGAGCCAAUUUCUGUUUCUGAGGGACAAAGCUUUUCUAUAACAUGCACCAGUAACGUGCGUAACUAUGAUGAGGUGUACUGGAACACUUCGGCUGGAAUUAAGAUCCACAAAAGGUUCUAUGCCACACAGCGCCAUCCUGAAGGAGCUGAGUCGGUGCUGACAGUGGAGACAUCGACCAGGGAGUGGAACGGAACAUACCGCUGCGUAUUCCGAUAUAAGAACACAUACAGUGUGGCCACCAAAGAUGUCACUGUUCACCCGCUGCCCCUGGAGCCAAACAUUAUGGUCGACCCUUUGGAAGCCAGUGGUUUGUGCACAGACUCCCAUCACUUCAGGUGCUGCGUGGAGGAGGACGAGGACUACAAAGUGAUGUUCCAAAUGGGGUCUUCCUUCUUUCCCGCUGCCAAAGAAGUGAAGGGAAAGCAAGUGUGCUACAAAUACAGCUCCACGGCAGACUCAGUUUCCCAGUGUCCCAAAAAUGUCGAUGUCUUCUGUCACUUUACCAAUGCUGCCAACAGUUCGGUUCGCAGCUCUUCCAUGAAGCUCACUCUGGUUCCUGGGGAAAACAUCACAUGCCGAGACCCCGCCAUCGGGGUUGGGGAGCCUGGGAAGGUCAUCCAGAAGCUGUGCCAGUUCUCAGAUGUUUCCAGGAGCCCUGACAGCACCAUCGGUGGGACCAUCACUUACAGAUGCGUGGGCUCCCAGUGGCAGGUGGAGCGGAAGGGCUGCAUCUCCGCUCCCAUCAAUGGCCUGCUCCAGCUGGCAGAGGCUUUGAUCAAGAGCCCCUCUCAGGACCAAAACCUCCCCACAUACCUGAAGAAUCUUUCCGUCAGCACCGGCCGGGAGGAGCUGGAGAUCCAGUCGUCCCCCGGGAGCCUGGGCGCCGUCAUCAACAUCCUAGACCUGCUCUCGACAGUUCCGUCGCACGUGGACCCAGAGAUGAUGAAGGACGUGCUGGCCACUGUGAAUGUCAUCUUGGGCGAGUCCGUCCUGGGCUCCUGGGAGGCUCUGCAGCAGGACCAGACCAGCCAGAGCUCACAGCUGCUGCAUUCAGUGGAGCGGUUUUCCAAAGCCCUGCGGCCAGGGGACAGCACCUUGGUGUUCCUCCGCCACCCUAACGUGCAGAUGGGAAGCAUGGUCGUAAAACCCGGGAAGUCCCACAGCUACCAGCAGAAUUUUCACUUCCCAGCGUCCAACCUCUGGGGCAACGUGACCAUUGAAAAGCAUCAGCUGGGAAACCUGCAUCCAGAGUCCUUGGUGGUCACUGUGGCUUUCCCAACGCUCAAAGCCAUCCUGGUUCAGGACGCUCAGAAAAAGCCUUUUGCAAACAGUUUAGUGAUGACCACCACCAUCAGCCACAACAUCACCAUGCCGUUUGAGAUCUCCAUGACUUUUAAAAACAACCACGGAGCAGGAGGGCAAAUAAUCUGCGUCUUCUGGAACUUCAGCCUCUCCAACAACACUGGGGGCUGGGACAGCCACGGGUGCCGCGUGAACAGCGUGGACAGGGACAGAAUCUCCUGCACCUGUGACCACCUGACUUCCUUCUCCAUCCUUAUGUCCCCAGACUCCCCAGACCGGGGCUCUCUCCUGGAGAUUCUGCUGGAUAUCAUUUCCUACAUCGGCCUGGGCUUCUCCAUCCUGAGCUUAGCAGCCUGCCUCGUUGUGGAAGCGGUGGUUUGGAAAUCAGUGACCAAGAACCGGACGUCCUACAUGCGCCACAUCUGCAUCGUGAACAUUGCCGCCUCGCUUCUGUUUGCUGACGCCUGGUUCAUCGUGGUGGCCGCCAUCCAGGAUCACCACUACCCACUCAACGACAUGGCCUGCGUGGCCGCCACCUUCUUCAUCCACUUCUUCUACCUCAGUGUGUUCUUCUGGAUGCUGACGCUGGGCCUCAUGCUCUUCUAUCGCCUGAUUUUCCUCCUGCAUGAUGCAAGCAAGUCCACGCAGAAGGCUGUCGCCUUCUGUCUGGGCUACGGCUGCCCCCUGGUCAUCUCCGUCAUCACGGUGGCGGCCACCCAGCCACAGGAGGUCUACACGAGAAAGAAUGCCUGCUGGCUCAACUGGGACGACACCAAGGCCCUGCUGGCUUUCGUCAUCCCCGCGCUGCUUAUCGUGGUGGUAAACAUGACAGUCACAGUCGUGGUCAUCACCAAGAUCCUGAGGCCGUCCAUCGGGGACAAGCCCCACAAUCAGGAGAAGAACAGCCUGUUUCAGAUCAGCAAGAGCAUCGGGGUCCUCACCCCUCUCCUGGGGCUCACUUGGGGCUUCGGUCUGGCCACCGUGUUCCAGGGGACCAACGCCGUGUUCCAUAUCAUAUUCACCCUGCUCAAUGCCUUCCAGGGAUUAUUCAUUCUACUCUUCGGCUGCCUCUGGGAUCAGAAGGUGCAGGAAACAUUGCUGAACAAGUUUUCACUCUCCAGGCAGUCUUCCCAGCACUCCAAGUCCACAUCCCUGGGUUCAACUACACCCGUGUUCUCCAUGAGUUCUCCAAUAUCGAGAAGAUUUAACAAUCUUUUCGGUAAAACAGCAGCCCCCAAGAUCCCCCCAGGCAGUGACAGAGACCUUGUUAGCAGUGGCAGCUCAGCAGUGUGAUGGAACAUACAACGUGUCCACCCCAGAGACAACCAGCUCAUCGGUGGAAAACUCCUCCAGUGCCUAUUCACUGCUCCACUAAGCAAUGAAAACUACAGCCAUGUGGUCUCCUGGGGACAGCGGACACCUCUGCGAAGAGACCCGAGCAGAGCCAGGACACUCUCUGCAGGCGCCUGGGAGCAGAUGCUGAAGAGACUUCGUCACCGAGACACUUCCUUCUGUAAGAACAGAGGGAAAGGAAUUGCUGUGUCUGUUUCUGCUCCCCACUGCCCCUCCUGUGAUGUCCAGUGUGUAUAGUAUUUAAGUGAAUCAUGCAUCUCCCAAGGCCCAGCUUCUGUCUAUACUGUAAAAUAGAGUUUUAAAGAGACAUUUUCAUUUCUUGCCAUUGGCUACAGUGAUCAGCUUUGAUUAAAAUAAUAAGCAAAAAA
This is a messenger RNA of Heterocephalus glaber (naked mole-rat), 4866 nucleotides long. RefSeq names its product adhesion G protein-coupled receptor F5 (gene Adgrf5). Gene Ontology annotation, biological process: cell surface receptor signaling pathway; adenylate cyclase-activating G protein-coupled receptor signaling pathway. The record is from RefSeq and is a predicted model, not a curated record. Gene Ontology annotation, molecular function: G protein-coupled receptor activity. Gene Ontology annotation, cellular component: membrane. NCBI's taxonomy places the organism in Eukaryota, Metazoa, Chordata, Mammalia, Rodentia, Bathyergidae.